CUGUCUGUGAAUUGAAGCGGCUGCAAUGGAUCAACUGAAGCUAAGUCCGGCAAAUUCUUGCCCGCUGACUCCACUGAACUUCUUGGAGAGAACGGCCACCAUCUAUGGCGACUGUACUUCUGUCGUCUACAAUGGCACGAUUUAUACAUGGUCUGAGACCCACCAGCGUUGCCUCCGCCUGGCGUCGUCGAUUGUGUCUCUUGGGGUUGAGAGAGGGCAGGUGGUGUCUGUGAUGGCGCCCAAUAUUCCGGCCAUGUACGAGAUGAACUUCGCCGUGCCCAUGGCGGGAGCCGUGCUGAACUCCAUCAAUCUCCGGCUGGAUGCUCGCACGGUGUCGAUUAUGCUACGCCACUGCGAGUCGAAGCUGAUCUUCGUUGAUUGUUUGUCGAAGGAUUUGUUGAUGGAGGCUUUGUCCAUGUUUCCGGCGGAAUCGUCGCGCCCGGCGGUGGUUCUGAUUACGGACGAUGAGUUUCCGGCGGAGCGGGGCCGGGGUGGGGAGUUUGUUGAUACGUAUGAGGGUUUGAUCGAGAAGGGUGAUCCCUGGUUCAAUUGGAUUCGGCCGAGAAGUGAACUGGAUCCGAUCGUCCUGAAUUACACUUCCGGGACGACGUCCGCGCCGAAGGGAGUGGUUCACAGUCACCGGGGAGCGUUUCUGAUGACUUUAGAUUCGUUGAACCAAUGGCCGAUGCCGAGCCAGCCGGUGUACUUGUGGACGCUGGCGAUGUUCCACGCCAACGGGUGGAGCUACACGUGGGGAAUGGCGGCGGUGGGCGCCGCCAACAUCUGUCUCCGGAAAUUCGACGCCGCCGUUAUCUACGCGGCGAUCAAGAACCACCACGUGACCCACAUGUGCGGCGCGCCGGUCGUGCUCAACAUGCUAUCCAAUUUCCCGGGCGUGAAGCCGCUGUCUCAGCCCGUUUACAUCAUGACCGCCGGGGCGCCACCGCCGGCCGCCGUGCUGUUCAGGGCGGAGUCGUUGGGCUUCGUCGUCAGCCACGGCUACGGCCUAACGGAAACGGGCGGGCUAGUAGUCUCCUGCACGUGGAAGAACAAAUGGAAUAAAUUUCCGGCCGAGGAAAGAGCGAAGCUAAAAGCAAGGCAGGGCGUGAGAACCAUAGCAAUGACCGAAGUGGACGUCGUGGAUCCCGACACAGGGCGGAGCGUGAAGCGGGACGGGGCGACCCUCGGCGAGGUAGUUUUCAAAGGAGGAUGUAUUAUGCUGGGGUACCUUAAAGACCCCGAAGGGACCGCCAAAUGCUUGAAACCAGACGGGUGGUUUUACACUGGGGACGUCGGGGUUAUGCACCCCGACGGCUACCUGGAAAUCAAGGACCGAUCAAAGGACGUGAUCAUCAGCGGCGGGGAGAAUCUGAGCAGCGUCGAGGUAGAGUCGGUGCUGUAUAUGCACCCGGCGGUGAACGAGGCGGCCGUGGUGGCUCGGCCGGAUGAGUUCUGGGGCGAAACGCCCUGCGCUUUCUUGAGCUUGAAGACCGGCGUGACCAAGAAGCCGACCGAGAAAGAAAUCAUGGAGUUCUGCCGAGCGAGAAUGCCGCAUUUCAUGGUUCCGAAAACAGUGGUGUUUCAGGAUGAUCUCCCCAAGACCUCCACCGGGAAGAUCCAGAAGUUCUUGCUGAGGGAGACGGCUAAAGCCAUGGGCAGCUCCAAGCUGCAGAGGAAGAGUAGAAUGUAGUUAAACUCAAUGUGAAUCCAGUGUUCAAAGUUCAAACAACCAUGAUUGUUUCCCUUCAAUUAAUAAGUCAAUUGUUAUCAAAUAAAACACAUUUGUGAGAA
This is a messenger RNA of Ipomoea triloba (trilobed morning glory), 1791 nucleotides long. Its product is annotated as probable acyl-activating enzyme 5, peroxisomal. The transcript has a single exon. Bases 26 to 1690 code for a protein of 554 amino acids. The record is from RefSeq and is a predicted model, not a curated record. Lineage: Eukaryota; Viridiplantae; Streptophyta; Magnoliopsida; Solanales; Convolvulaceae.